Molecule: messenger RNA, 1342 nt
Organism: Plutella xylostella (diamondback moth)
Lineage: Eukaryota; Metazoa; Arthropoda; Insecta; Lepidoptera; Plutellidae
Product: beta-1,3-galactosyltransferase 1
Biological process (GO): protein O-linked glycosylation
Cellular component (GO): Golgi membrane
Molecular function (GO): hexosyltransferase activity
Source: RefSeq, a predicted model, not a curated record
UCUUCAGUAGGUACAAAAAUUUGUAUUAUUAUUAUUUAUUAUUAUAUAUCCACGUGUAAUGUUACACAGACUUUUAUUAAACGACCUGUAUUUUCACGCAGGCUGUGUCUUUCUAGUUAUAUUGCUGUUAGUGCACGAUAGCUUCAAGGACUCCAAACAGAAGCCAGUUCAGCCCUGCGUCCCACAGAGACCAUUCGAUGUCGCAGAAACUACGCCAUCACCACUAGAAAAUGAUGAUGUCCUGUUUAAGAUUAACAACUUUAGCUUCGUUAUCAAUCCCGAAAUUUGCCGCCAAUAUUCACACAACUUCCUAGCAGUCAACAUGGUAUCUUCAAAACCAGAUCAUGAGGCUUAUAGGAAUGUGAUCCGUGCUAUGUGGAACCACUCGAGCUAUGUCAAAGGUGUAUUUCUUUUGGGUCUCUCUGAUGAUACCGGUUUGAAGAAAAGGAUUCGGAUGGAGUCCAAGACUUAUCGUGAUAUAUUGAUGGGAAACUUUAGAGAUCAUUACAGAAAUAUGACUUAUAAACACAUUAUGGGAUUGAAGUGGGUAUCGAAGCAUUGCUCUAAUGCCAGGUACAUAAUAAAAACUGAUGAUGAUGUUGUAGUGGACUUCAAGUUACUGGCCAAUUUUUUCACUCGUAUCUUAUCGCCUUGGGGAACGAAUCGCUUAGUGCUAUGCCCUCGAAUUGUUAAGGGUUUAAGCGUACAAAGAAAACGAUGCUCAUCAGAAGUGACGUACCCUGGAAAUGAAAAGUGGACACACAAUAUUGUUACCACAGACGAAUACAGAAAUGAUAUUUUUCCGGAUUUUUGCAAAGGCUAUUUCCUUAUAUAUUCCCAAGACGCGUUGCAACCCCUUCUUAAGGCAUCCAGAGCAGUUCCUUACGUUUACCUGGACGACGUAUACGUCACAGGUCUGUUACCCCCCAUUGCGGGGAUUCCUGUGACGUCACUACGCACGUUCCCACCCCCUUGGGACCGAAACCCUUUCGUGGUUGGCUACGAGCUAGAAGUGUGCUAUAUGGAAAAACUAUGGAACGUAACUUUGUUGUGAAAUGCUCUUGUUAGAUUCCAAUUUAUUGUUAACUCAAAUCAAAAAAUCAAAAUCAAAAAUAUUUAUUUAAACACCUAUGAAUUUAAAUGAGUAAGUACAAUAUUAUGAAAUUAAAUUGGAAGUGUGUGAGUUAGUAAAUUUACGAGUUUUGGUGGCUUCCACACUAGGCUCGGCCUGUGUCGUGGAUGCCGGUGUACCGGUUAUAAAAGGUAUAAUAUUAACAAAGAAGGUAGGUAGAGUUAACUAUAACUAAAGUUAUUUUAAUAUUGGAAAAGAUUCUAGCAUCCA